AUGGAGAACAAAAUGAACGGGAAGAUGAGCGCCAUCAGCACCACCCCUGUUGCAGAUUUAACAGAUUUGAGAGUGAGCGACCUGAGUGAUGCUGGUUACAGCAGGUCCGCUUCCAAACCCGCUGCGGAGGUUCGAUCCCUGAGCUGCGCGUCCUCCUCGCGUCAUUUUGGGAACGCCGGCGCGCUGAUCCACGGUCUGAGCGCGAGCGGCGACUGCGCGCUGUACAAAGACUGCAACGUCCUCGACGCUUCACUUGCUGCAAAACCUUUUUACGAGCAAAGCAGCGAGCACGUGCACUGGGAAGAGCUGGUGAAGGUUCAGAGGACGAGCGCGGCCGCGUCCGGCGCCGGUCUGAGCCAGUCCUCCGCCUCCGGGGCUCCCUGUAAGUUCAUCAAAGAUGAGAAGGAGCCCUCUGUGAUCAUGGACGCUCCCUGCUCCAGGUUCGAGUCCUCCCCUGAGAUGCCCGCCAUGGACACCUGCAAGCAGCACCUGGCGCUCGGGGAGGGGGAGUCCGGCGGCUUCAGCGCGCCGCGGCCGGGGCUGGAGGCGCAGGGCUCCCCGAACUUCCUCAUCGACCUGAACCCGUCCGAGCAGCUCGUGAGCCAGGUGAGGGCUGACUCCAGGUGCGCUCUGACCACCAAGGCGGGCGUGAGCUUCGACGAGGGCACGCACCCCCCCGCUGCGCAGCACGCGGUGCCCCGCUGGCAGGUGCAAACAUCGCCCGCCGAGACUCAGUUCUGGACGGCGGGCGUCGCGGAGGACGCGUUCCCAGCCAGCAGCUAUGUGGGGAUCCAGAACCAGAACCCGUCUCAGAGGAACCCGUCCCCGUUCUCUGCAUUCCCAGGGAUGCAGCCUCAGAGGAUGUGCGUGAUCUGUGGAGAUGAGGCCUCUGGGUGCCACUACGGGGUCCUAACCUGCGGGAGCUGCAAAGUCUUCUUCAAGAGAGCAGUGGAAGGCCAUCACAGCUAUCUCUGUGCCGGGCGAAAUGACUGCAUUGUGGACAAAAUUCGGAGGAAAAAUUGCCCUGCCUGUCGCCUCCGAAAAUGCUACCAAGCAGGAAUGAUGCUAGGAGGAAGGAAGCUGAAGCGCUUUGGAGCCUUGAAGGCCUUCGGGCUGGCCCCGUCCCUGAUGUUCCAGUCCCAUUUGGCCAUGUCCAGUGACAGUCAGGCCUUGACCUCCAUGGCUUGUGUACCAGGCAUCCAUGAGAUGCAGCUCUCCCAGCAAAUAAUUAGCAUUCUAGAAAACAUCGAACCGGAGAUUGUGUACUCUGGCUACAGCACCUCCCAGCCUGACGUUCCCCAUCUUCUGCUGAAUAGUCUCAACAGGCUGUGUGAAAAACAGCUGCUGUGGAUUGUAAAGUGGUCCAAGUCCCUGCCAGGGUUUCGUAAUCUUCACAUCAACGAUCAGAUGACCCUGAUCCAGUACUCCUGGAUGAACUUGAUGGUGUUCUCUCUUGGCUGGCGCUCGUUUCAGAACGUCACAAGUGAAUAUUUAUACUUCGCACCUGAUCUGAUUCUCAGUCAGGAACAAAUGAGGAGAUCUCCCAUAUAUGACCUCUGUCUGGCCAUACAGUUUAUCCCCCAGGAGUUUGCAAAUCUGCAAGUGACCCGUGAGGAGUUUCUUUGCAUGAAAGCCAUAAUACUACUCAACACAGUGCCACUUGAAGGACUCAAAAGUCAGGCGGCGUUUGAGGAGAUGAGGCAAAACUACAUACGAGAGCUUUCCAGGGCUAUCCACAUGAAGGAGAAGAGUGUGGUGGCCAGCUCCCAGCGAUUCUAUCACCUCACCAAACUGAUGGACGCCAUUCACGAUAUAGUGAAAAAGGUCAACCUGUUCUGUCUGAGCACUUUCAUCCAGGCGGAUGCCCUGAAGGUGGAGUUUCCAGAGAUGAUGUCAGAGGUCAUUGCCUCCCAGCUUCCUAAGGUGUUGGCAGGCAUGGUGAAGCCUCUGUUGUUCCACACCAAGUGA
Nematolebias whitei (Rio pearlfish) is the source of this 1968-nucleotide messenger RNA. RefSeq names its product progesterone receptor (gene pgr). The transcript is spliced from 8 exons. Bases 1 to 1968 code for a protein of 655 amino acids. NCBI's taxonomy places the organism in Eukaryota, Metazoa, Chordata, Actinopteri, Cyprinodontiformes, Rivulidae. Gene Ontology annotation, biological process: regulation of DNA-templated transcription. Gene Ontology annotation, molecular function: DNA-binding transcription factor activity; zinc ion binding; sequence-specific DNA binding. The record is from RefSeq and is a predicted model, not a curated record.